Molecule: messenger RNA, 4126 nt
Organism: Linum trigynum
Lineage: Eukaryota; Viridiplantae; Streptophyta; Magnoliopsida; Malpighiales; Linaceae
Source: the annotation of a GenBank genome assembly
CGUUACAAUCAUGUGAAACUCAAACUCUCAGAUGCGAAAGCAGAACCACAUUGGCCUUCUCGUAUUCAAAGAACUAUUGUACCCGCUUGGCCGCUUCUUUAUAUUUCAGAAUGUCCCCAAAAAAAAACACCAAGGCAAGCAAGCAUUCGCUGCAUUCCUAUUCGAAAGUCACGACUCGAAGUUUUCGCGGGCGAAAAGCUCCCCGAGCUUAAACCCACGGCAACCGGCGAAAUCCAAAGCGCCGAGCUUCUCCACUUGCGCUGACACAGUCCGGCGGUGGCUCGUAUGUCGUAUCAUCCUCAGUGGGAGAUGACAUGCACUCGUACUUAUUCCAGAUCACCUCCAAGAUCGCAUCGCUUUCCCGCUCAGGCUUCCUGUGCCAAGCACGGAAACUGUUCGACGAAAUGCCCAGCAGAGACACCGUGGCUUGGAACGCGAUGCUCACCGGCUACUCCCAGCUGGGUCUACACCGGGAAGCCCUUUCUCUCUUCCACGACAUGAGGCUCAGCAACGCCAAGCCAGAUGAUUUCACUUUCACUGCGACUCUGAGUGCCUGUGCUGGUCUGGGUUCCUUCCGCAAUGGGACCAAAAUCCACGGUCUCGUCGUGGUUGUCGGCUGUGGAUCCUCGCUCCCUGUCAACAACUCGCUUGUGGAUAUGUACGGCAAGUGUUUCGAUCCUAUCAGCGCCAGUAACGUGUUUCGAGAGAUGAAUGGCGUUAAUGAAGUCACCUGGUGCUCGCUCCUAUACGCUCAUGCCAAUUCCGGUAUGUUAACUGAAGCCCGACAAGUGUUUGGAUUAAUGCCUGAAAGAAUAGAUGUUGCUUGGAACAUAAUGAUCUCUGGGUUUGGGAAGUAUGGUGAAACUGAGUCUUGCUUGAAUCUGCUCGGACAGAUGCGAGAGAGUUCGUGUUGCCCUGAUCAGUUUACCUACAGUGCCAUUAUAACUGCUUGUGCUGAAUCCCUGGACUUUGUACAAGGAACUGUGAUCCAUGCUGUUGUGAUGAGAACAGGAUGGAGCUCUGCCAUGGAGGUGAAGAAUUCACUGCUCUGGCUCUAUGCAAAACUGGGUUCUUUGACUGAAGCUGUGAAGGUGUUCCAAUCUCCUGGAAUCCUAACACAGGUAUCUUGGAACGCCAUGAUUGAUGCAUACAUGAAAUCCGGAGAAACACAAAAAGCAUUUUCGGCAUUUGGACAAAUGCCCGAAAAGAAUGCAGUGUCAUGGACUUCAAUGAUCUCAGGGUAUGCACAGAAUGGAUGUGGUGAAGAAGCUCUGAACUUCUUUACUCAUAUGGUUAGAGACGGUUUGUUACCGGAUGACUACACAUUCGGGGCAGCCCUUCACGCGUGUUCCACCAUGGCAUUGAUAGUCCAUGGCAGGAUGGUCCAUGGAUCUAUAAUUCACUCUGGUUUCCAUACUUGUGCUUAUAUUGGCAACGGGCUAGUCAACAUGUACGCAAAGUGUGGCGAUUUGGACAGCUCGAUUAUGGCAUUCGAUGACAUCUACAAAAAAGAUAUAGUCUCUUUCAACACUAUGGUAUUUGCACUUGGCCUGCACGGGAAGGGAAACCAAGCUCUGCAACUGUACGAAGACAUGCUAGAGUCAGGACUAAAGCCAGAUAAAUUAACCUUCAUUGGCUUGCUAAUGAGUUGUAGUCACUCCGGCAUGGUAGAGAAAGGUCGAAUGCUCUUCGAUUCAAUGAGCUCGGUUCAUUCACUUUCCUAUGACGUGCACCAUGUUGCUUGUAUGGUUGAUCUACUAGGCCGGGCUGGAUACUUGUCAGAAGCCAGAGACUGGGCUAGCAACAUGAUCAGUUCAUGUGAAGCUUUGCUCGGAGCUUGUUCGGUGCAUGGAGAAGUGGCCAUGGCGGCUUCUGUAGGGGAGGUUAUGAAGUCUGUGCAGCCUGGAAACGAGACGAGCUAUGUGCUGCAAUCGAAUGUGUACUGUGCGAGUGGACAAUGGGAACAAGCGGAACUGCUUAGGAAGGCUAUGGCGGAGGAAGGGUUGAAGAAACCGCCUGGUUGUAGCUGGAUUGAAGUGGGGAAUAAGUUGACGAGUUUUGUGGCGGGGAACUGUUGGGCAGUUUCGUGCAAUGGGGAGCUGCGUGAGACUUUGUAUUCGCUUGAAAAUGAAAUGAGAAACUUCGGGCGUCAUUUUUUGGUGAUCUAAAAGAGUCUAGCAAACCAAACCGAUUGGGACUUGGGAGAGGGAAAAGGAACUGUUCGUGUCGAAACUUACAUAUAUCAUAGGGGCUAGGAUCAGGUGACUAAGAGGGGGCCUUAGUCACAUGACUAAGUCAAUCUCAGCCCCUCCACCUCAUUAAAAUAUAAUGGUUCAGAUUAAUCCAUUUUAAUGAAGGGUAAUGUGGUAAUUAUAUAAUUAAUUUAUUUAACGAUUAAAAAAAUAAUCCAACUCUCCCCGUCCGCAUCCGCGCGCCUAUUCCCUGAGCAUUUUCCGGCGAAGGCCGUCCGCAUCCGCGCGCCCGUUUCCUGGGCAUUUCCCGGCAACCUGCACCUCUGUUCCCAGGGCCAUGGGAUUAAUUUCCCCACCCAUCCAAACAAGUUUUUAUCCUCCCAACCCAACCCAACAGCUACGAGAGAGAGAGAGAGAGAGAGAGAGAGAGAGAGAGAGAGAGAGAGAGAGAGGGGGAGGGAGGGAGGGAGGGAGGGAGGGAGGGAGAGGGAGGGAGGGAGGGAGAGAGAGAGAGGUAGGUAGGUAGGGAGGGAGAGAGAGGGGUAGGGAGGGAGGAGAGAGAGAGAGAGAUUUUGUACUGUUAGUAUGCUUUGUAUUGUUUGUCGGUUUAUUUUGUAAUGUUUGUACGCUUUGUUAUUUUGUAAUGUUUGUCGGGUUUUUUUGUAAUGUUUGUACGCUUUGUUAUUUUGUAAUGUUUGUAAACUUUGUUAUUUUUGUGUACCGUGUUUAUCAUUUUUGUCAACCACGGGUUGACUUUGGGAAGGAGCCCCUCUAUAUAGGGAUGGAGCCUCCAAAGUCAACCCGGGUGUUUUUUCAGUUCGUAUGGAUUGUCGGUAUAGUUUGUCAUUUUUGUCCACCAUGUUCGUACUGUUUGUAUGUCUAAAAAACACCCGGGUUGACUUUGGGAAGGAGCCCCUCUAUAUAGGGAUGGAGCCUCCAAAGUCAACCCGGGUGUUUUUUCUUUUUGUAUGGUUUGUAUUGUUUGUUGGUCUAGUUUGUAUUGUUUGUACAGUUCAUACGUUUGUAAUGUUUGUAUGUUUUGUCGCUCUAGUUUGUACUGUUCGUAUGUUUGUUUGGUUUGUACUGAUUGUAAAUCCAGUUUGUAUACUUUGUAAUUUUCCAUAAUACCCAAACUACCCCUGUCAUUAAUUAAAUAGCCCUUCCCACUUUUUAACCAUUAGAUUGAAGUGUCCAGAUCUAAUGGCUAGGAGGGGCUUAGUCAAGUGACUAAGGACCCCCCCUAGUCAUGGGAUCCGCUCUCUAUAUCAUAGCCUCAAAACAAUAUAUAAAACGCCUUCUUAAGAAAACUUUUCAAUUGUUUCUCAAACGUCUGCUGGGUUUGGUCCAUCAGCCGACAGUGGUAAUGGUUGUUGUUGCCAUCCUUUGGAGGAUCUGGCGAUCUCGGAAUCGGGUAGUCUUUGAAGGUAAACAAUUCGGGAUCCCGGCACUCAUGCGCCAGUUUAAUCAGCAGUAUGAGGAAUGGACGGCCCUUCCAUCGGACCAGAUACCGAGGACGCCGUUCCCGAUAGUACAAUCUACAUCACAAGUGGGAGAUUCUCAUUUGGUUUGUAUGUGGGAUGGAGCUACUAAGAGGGGGUCGCAUUCGGCCGGUGGUAGGGAUGGCAAUCAAACCCAUGGCCGCGGGUAUCCGACCGCCCCCGACCUAGUCAACGCGGGGAAUCCCCGCUUUGACCUGGUAUGGGGCGGGUAUGGGUAAAACCCGCAAAAAGUUUGAUGGGUAUGGGGCGGAUAUGGUUUUAGCCUCCCCCGCCCCAUACCCAUCCCCAUACCCGCCCCACCAAGAUAAUUUCUUCAUAUAUAAAAAAAAAUAUGUGCAUCAAAUUAUAAUCUAUCAAUGAUGAUGAGGAUAACUUAAGAAAAUAAAUAGUAGAAAUGCAAUUGAUUGACCACCUUAAUCAAAAUCUAAUUCAUUU